AUGGCUUCCAUUCACUACUCAGUUUCAAUCCAUUCGGUUCCCAAGUUACCCAAGUCCAACAAUGGUCGAACCUUUUCGUUAAAUUUAGCCAACCCAAAACGUUCAUGUUCCUUUCCCAGAAUCCGAGCAUCGAGUUCACAAUCUUCCCCGUCAGUAGAAGAAGCAGUGAUGAGCAUAGACAAUCUUCAUAGCUUCAUCGAGCUUAAUAUGGGAAAAUGGAAUGGGUCUUUCUACCAAUUUGAUGCUUCUGGGCAUUUGUUGCAACAAAUAAGUACGAAGCUUUCAGCAAGUUCUUAUGGGGAAGAUCAUCUCAUGAGUCUCAUUCAAACCCUAUACAUUAAGCAACCUUCAUCAAAUACUUCAAUUUCUGGAUAUGAUGAGGAAUCAGAGUGGGCAGAGUACAAAAUCAAAGAAACCAAUAUGUUUACUGCUGACAAAUAUCAACAAAUUGGCUUUUUUCCAUCUGAGAGAGCAUUUUCCCUGAGGUAUCAAACAGCUGGCAUGUUGGAAACAGUAUUAAGGCAAGGGGUUCUUGGAGAAGAUGAUACUGGUGAAGAAUCACCAAAAAAUGUGAAGCUUCCCUCUCGGCGACCUUCUGUAGUAUGUGAGAGUUGCUUGUAUUCUCUUCAGGCAGAGAUGCGAGCAAGAGCUUUUCACAUUUUGGAUCCAAAAGGAGUUGUAGAUAUGCUUAUUGUUUUCCUAGAGGAAAAAAGUGAUGGGUCUCCACCUCUGCUUGACAAUUCAAUGGACAAAGAGAGUAAGAUUUUACCCUUUCUUGGCGAGUGGAAAGGCCAUUCUGUUACAAAACGUAGUGGUGUAUAUGGAUCUACGAUUGCUGAAGCUGAUACAGUUGUGUCACUUGAAAUGGAUGACGAUGGCCAGCUUAAUCAGGUUGUGACUUCAACAUCGAACAAGGAAAAUGCAAACGUGACUACAAAUGUGGAGUGGAAGGGUACAAUGUCAGAGAAUUUGGUUACAUUUGAUGGAGGAUACCAGGUUACGCUGUUGCCGGGAGGGAUGUACAUGGGGUGUCCUUGUGACGUGUCAAAAAGUGUUGCAGAGUCAAAAUCUUUCCAUUUGGAGUUCUGUUGGCUUGAGACGCCUAACAAGAGACAAAGACUGGUUCGCACUUACGAUGUACAGGGCCUGGCUGUUUCUUCCACUUAUUUUUUUGAGACUAAGUCCUGAAUUCUGGGUUCACCUAUCAACACCUUACCUUUUAUUUUUUGCAAGAGAGAGUAAUUAAAUAGGCUUGAGUGGCACCGAUCUGUAUGAAUUCCACUUUCAAAUACUCUUCCUUUACAUCUAAGCUAUAUAUAAUCUGAAU
This is a messenger RNA of Neltuma alba, 1327 nucleotides long. RefSeq lists its product as uncharacterized. The transcript is spliced from 7 exons. The record is from RefSeq and is a predicted model, not a curated record. NCBI's taxonomy places the organism in Eukaryota, Viridiplantae, Streptophyta, Magnoliopsida, Fabales, Fabaceae. Gene Ontology annotation, biological process: chloroplast fission. Bases 1 to 1188 code for a protein of 395 amino acids.